AUGGGUGUGGACCCGCUUUCAACACCUGCCAGGUACAUCCCAAUCGUUGGAAUGUUAUGUGGGAACACCAUAUCCAAGCUACAAGUAUCAUUAGCCUAUGUGCUUCAGGAGCUCAGCGUCAACCGCGUGAGGACCGAAACCUGCCUUCUUUGCGGCGCGUCGCGUCUGGAAGCCUGCAAGCAUAUCACCCAGAGAGCACUUCGUCUUGCGCUCACACCGUCUGUCAAUCAAAUGAGUGUCCUAGGGAUCAUAUCUAUACCUGGCGCGAUGACCGGAGCAAUGCUGGGAGGUUCGGCCGUCGAACAGGCCGCGCGCGUGCAGAAGAUUGUGGCGUUUAUGCUUGCCGCGUCUUCGUCGCUCGCGACAAUCAUCGCGGUAUCAUGCACGCUCAUGAUCUGCGUCGACGAUGAGCACCGCGUGCGAGCGGAUCGCAUACACGAACACCCGACGGCAUCGUGGCGUGUGCUGAAGGACGCCGCAUACUCCAUGCACUGCGCGGUCACCUUCUUCUCGGAGAAGCCUCUGCCGAAUGCGGGUCACGUUGAAAAGGAUCGGCCGUCGCCCGAAUCACCGGUGAUAGCAGAGACGAGCAGCUACAGAAGAGUCGCCGCGGUCGUACAAUCGUCCAUGUAG
Molecule: messenger RNA, 633 nt
Organism: Peniophora sp. CBMAI 1063
Lineage: Eukaryota; Fungi; Basidiomycota; Agaricomycetes; Russulales; Peniophoraceae
Source: the annotation of a GenBank genome assembly